CGCACGUCGACGUCGCGGUCGCACGUAAGCGCGAGUCGAGCUUCGUGAGCAAGUGCUCGUACUCCGGUUUUGUCUAAUUUAGUUUAGUGUAAAGUCGUCAUUACGAUUUUGUCAUUUCACGUGGGUGAAAGGUUCGUAUUGUAAAAAUGAGUAAGCAUCAUGAACGUGAGAUAAGUGAACAUCCUGAAGUUCAAUGGGCCUUGGAGCUUCUCAAGCCAGAUCCCACAUACUAUGCUGGUCCUCUGAAGAAUUACGCAGCUGAGAUGGGUUGCAUAGGCUUGGGUAGUGCGGCUGUAGCUGCCAGCAAUCAUAUGUUAAAUUUACCACUUAAUGCUGGGUUGCACAAAUAUGCUGCAGCAGUAGUAAUAGGAUAUGGAAUAGCGCAGCUUGUAAAUAAGGUUGUUGACAAUCAUAAAGCCGAGCGUGAUACUAGAUUGAGAGAUUAUAUUAUACGGCAUCCAGAACUCUUUCCUGAACCAGAACGUGUGAAAUACAAAGAAAUACUUCAGCCAUGGAUUCCAUUACGUUAAAUGCUCAACUGUAAUUUAUUAGAAACGAUUGCAAUGCAAUGAGAUUAUAAUUGUCGUUGUAGAGGCCAGUACCCUUCGAGUCUCCUAACCAUGGAUAUUUAUUUGGGCAUUCUCUACAUGUCUCUAGAUACCUGUUCAUAAUUAAUUAUUAUAAUUUAACAAGUUUAUAAAGUGCCGUUUCGA
This is a messenger RNA of Ooceraea biroi (clonal raider ant), 713 nucleotides long. RefSeq names its product NADH dehydrogenase (ubiquinone) B14.5 B subunit (gene ND-B14.5B). NCBI's taxonomy places the organism in Eukaryota, Metazoa, Arthropoda, Insecta, Hymenoptera, Formicidae. Gene Ontology annotation, biological process: mitochondrial electron transport, NADH to ubiquinone. Gene Ontology annotation, cellular component: mitochondrial inner membrane; respiratory chain complex I. The record is from RefSeq and is a predicted model, not a curated record.